Molecule: messenger RNA, 1625 nt
Organism: Fusarium odoratissimum NRRL 54006
Lineage: Eukaryota; Fungi; Ascomycota; Sordariomycetes; Hypocreales; Nectriaceae
Exons: 3
Coding region: 1-1422 (473 amino acids)
Biological process (GO): regulation of DNA-templated transcription
Molecular function (GO): DNA-binding transcription factor activity
Source: RefSeq, a predicted model, not a curated record
AUGAAUGUUGUAUUCACUAGCAACCCGUCUUCAACUCCCGCAUCUUUGGGCGUCAAUGCCAACGCUAGCGAUCUGGAAUGCCAAGGGGUCACGGACCCAAGGGCUAAGAAACGCCUGCAGAAUAGGGUAGCCCAGCGAAGUUACCGACGUCGUGUCAAGUCCCGCAUUGCCGACCUACAAAAGAAGGUGGCACAGUAUGAAGAUGCAAAUUCAUCGAAAGAAAGUCCAGAGACUGGAGAGCAACCUCGUGCUCAUGGAGAUUCUGUGCAGCAACGGACAUCGUAUACAUCACCUGAAACAACCAACCGGGGAUCGACUCAGGGCUUGCCUGAAAUUCUUGCCUCCCGGUCAACCCGCGAAAAGACCCAAGAGAGUUCCACUCACAGAAAUUCAAAUUAUACCCUCUCCCCAGCAAGUUCUCUCGCUCCUAGGAAUCAGAUCUCAGGCCCCCCUGUGGCAAAAGCAGGAAGGUCUUAUCAGCACGUUGGAUCAGGCCGCGAGACGCAGCAAAGUCGUCGUUCAAGCUUCGUAACCGAACCUCAUGAAGCCAAUGGAGACCUCCUUCAAGCGCAUUUUGACGAUAUUACCGUGAACCAGAACACCAGCUCAGCCAUAUUGCAGUCCUUCCCUACAUCAACUUUUGAUACGGCUGCCUCUCAUCCCCCAUUCAUCACUGAUGAACUUGAAGAAGAAUUAGAUCUUGGAUGGAUGAUAGCAAACACGGAGGUGGAGGGACGAAAUUCAUGCUCAUGCGAUAAAUCAUCAGACCAAAACCCAAGACCCUCUUCAACUAACUCCAAUUCACUAAAAAACCAAUCAUCCACCGCAAGACUACCGAGCUACGCCUCAUCUUCAAGAUCACCAACAACCGUUCCCAGAGAAUCACUGAACGCAAGAUUCCAGAACAUCAUGGAAUGCGUCGGCGCAAUGGGUUUCGAAAGCUUUGACGAUCUAGUCACUUCAUACUAUGCCGAUGAGUUUGAAGAAGCGUCCAAGCUCUUCCAUGAGCAGCGAUUCAGCAGGAUCAGAAGACUUCCUGGAGUAUUCGCAGAGAUUCUGGAAUAUGCCAGAAGAUGGGAGCCUGCAGAGCGCCGUGGUCUCGGUGAAGAGGUUCUCAAGGAAGCUGAAGCGGUUCUUAUGCUUGAGAGCAGCGAAGCCUGGCAAUCAUUACAGUCAAACACUGAUGCGGCCAUGACCAAGGACAAUAUCUCUACGGAGCAGGUAUAUCAGAAUAUCAGUACAGUCCUACCCAUGGAGAUGCCCAAUCUUUGGACCUUGUUAAUGGCCCUUGUAGCAUCCGAUUGUCCGGCAUGGCAGCGAGAUUGUUCUGGCACAGCUCUAGCAAUCACUACACUAUUGCAUUUCACGGGUCGGAUGCCAAAGGCUAAAAUGCUAGAACUGAUAGGUCUUUGCAUUUCAUAAAUCUAGAGGUUAUUGAGCCAUUGAUGGCUUCAUAAAAUUUGGGUUAGUAGCAAAAAUGAGACGUCAGCCCAGAAUGCGGUUGUGCUGUACACAGCUGGACAAGAGACAAAGCAGAAUCUACUUAGACCUAGGGCUUGAGGUCCACCAGCCGCCUGAACGAUAUCAGCAGCCCCCUUGAUAUGCUGUGAAGCCAUGGAAAUGUU